AAAUUACGUCCUUUGUAUAAUUUUACACGCUUGACUCUGAAUAAACUUUAUAAUCAGAUCUAUGCAUACAUUUGAUGGAUUCCAAUCUUAGUAUCAGUUCAACAGUAUAGGAAACAGAACAAAGGGGGAGAACUAUUUUAAAACUGUGUACACCGCUAUCGAAGUUUAUUAUAAGAAACCUAGAACAAAGGAGAGAACUACUUUAAGACUGUGUACGCCGCUAUCGAAGUGUAUUGUAAGAAACCUAGAACAAAAGGGGAGAAGUACUUUAAAAGUGUGUAAGAAGCUACUGGAGUACAUUGUAUAAAGUAAGAAACCAAGAACAAAGAGGGAGAAGUACUUUAAAAGUGUGUAAGAAGCUACUGAAGUACAUUGUAUAAAGUAAGAAACCAAGAACAAAGAGGGAGAAGUACUUUAAAAGUGUGUAAGAAGCUACUGAAGUACAUUGUAUAAAGUAAGAAACCAAGAACAAAGAGGGAGAAGUACUUUAAAAGUGUGUAAGAAGCUACCGAAGUACAUUGUAUAAAGUAAGAAACCAAGAACAAAGGCGGAGAGCUGCAUUAAAAGAAGCUUCGGAAGCAGCAAAUAUCCUAAUGGAGGAAACAUUUGAUAUAAAAUGCGGGAGAGGAAUGUUUGACACUAUGAGUGAUAUUAAAGCAGAAACCAAACAAAAUAUAAACAUGUAUGAAAUGGAAAAGUGUUUUAACUGUGAUUCUUGUGAUUUUGCAUCAAAAUCGAGAAGUAAAUUGAAGAUUCACUUAAGAAUACAUACAGAGGAGAAACCCUUUAAAUGUAAACUUUGUGAUUAUGCAGGUAACCAGAGAGGGAAUCUAAAGAAACACAUGAAAAUACAUACAGGGGAGAAACCUUUUAAAUGCAAUCUUUGUGAUUAUGCAGGCAGACUGAAAGGUACUUUGAAGUGUCACAUGAUGAUACAUACAGGAGAAAAGUGCUUUAAAUGCAAUGUUUGUGAUCAUGCAUUUUACGUAAAAGGUGAUCUAAAGAAACACAUGAAAAAACAUACAGGAGAUAUUAAGAGAUUUAAAUGUGGCAUUUGUGACAAAAAAGUUAACACAAAGUGUAGUCUGAAGAAACAUGUAAAGAGAAAACAUACAGUUGACAAACCCGUGAGGUGCAAGAUAUGUGACUAUGCAUGUGUUGAAAGCUCCAACCUAAAGGGCCAUAUGAGAAUACAUACAGGAGAAUAUUUAUAUAAAUGUAAAAUGUGUGAUUAUAAAUGUAACCAAUCCAGUAAUCUGAAGAGACACAUGCUAAAACACACAGGGUUGCGAAGCUUUAAAUGUGAUGUUUGUGCUAACGCAUUUUACACAAUUUAUGAGCUAAAGAAUCAUAUGGAAAUACAUACAGGAGAUAAAUGCUAUAAUUGUGAUAUUUGUGGUUCUGCAUUUAGGUCAAAAAGUAGUCUGACAAAACACAUUGAAACACAUGUAGGGGAGAAACACUUCAGCUGUGAUUUUUGUAACUAUGUUACAAAUACUAAGGCUCAUCUAAAUGAACAUAUGACAGUACAUAGUGAAGAGAAGACCUAUAAAUGUAGUAUUUGUGAUUAUUCCUGCAACUCAAGAGCUUAUUUGAAGACACAUAUCAGUAUUCAUAGAGGAGAGGCGAAGAUCUUUAAAUGUGAUGUUUGUGAUUACACAUGUCACCAUCCUAGUAAUCUGAAGAGACAUAUGGCAAUACAUACAGGAGAGAAACGCUUUAAAUGUAACAUGUGCGAUUAUGUGUGUAAUGUAAGAAAUUCUAUGAACCGGCAUAUGGCAAGGCAUACAGGAGAAAAACGCUUUAAGUGUGACGUUUGUGAUUGUGCGUACCACGAUGGCAGUGGUCUGAAGAGGCAUAUGGCAGUACAUACAGGAGUGAAACGCUUUAAAUGUGAUGUUUGUGAUUAUGCAUGCAAUCUAAAAAACAUUCUGAAAAAUCAUAUGAAGAUACAUACAGGAGAGCGAAGCCUUAAAUGCAAUUUGUGUGAUUUUGCAUGUUAUAAUAGCAGUAAUUUGAAGAGGCAUAUGGCAAUACAUACAGGAGAGAAACGCUUUAAAUGCGAUGUUUGUGAUUAUGCAUGCAAUGAAAGAACCAGGCUGCAAACACAUAUGAAGGUACAUACAGGAGAAAGAAACAUUAAAUGUAAUAUGUGUGAUCAUACAUUCCGCUAUAAUAGUAGUCUGAGGAGCCAUAUGGCAAUACAUACAGGAGAGAAACAAUUUAAAUGUGAUGUUUGUGAUUAUAUGUUUUACCAGCGCUCUCAUCUUAAGAGACAUAUGUCAAUACAUAUGGGAGAGAAACAAUUUAAAUGUGGUUUUUGUGAUUAUGCGUGUAAUCGAAGAGAUUCUCUGAAUCAGCAUAUGAAACUACAUACUGGAAAAAAAUGUAAAUGACAUGAUUGCAAUUAUGCAUGUACUUCAAGCAGUUACCUCAAAAUGCAUCUAGGCAAAAACAGAAAUGGGAGACAAUUUUUACAUGUGAAGUAUAUGAAAGUGCAAGGGGUAAUCUAAGGGUACAUAUGAAAAACAUACAGGACAAAAAAUGAUUAAGAUAUGAUAUCCAGUAAACUGGUCUUCCGUACAGUGUCAUAUGAAAUGAAAAUACAGGACUUAAUCCAAGCAGUAAUUGGAAGACACAUAUUUGAAAAUAUUUUGAACAUGAUUUGUAAUUAUGCAUGUAUUAUAUUCAAAUAUAUCUCUUUUGUGGUUCCAUUAAUGCAUAUUUCUUUUAUAGGUGUA
Messenger RNA from Mercenaria mercenaria, 2741 nucleotides. Its product is annotated as zinc finger protein 845-like. Lineage: Eukaryota; Metazoa; Mollusca; Bivalvia; Venerida; Veneridae. The coding region runs from base 594 to 2396 and encodes 600 amino acids. The record is from RefSeq and is a predicted model, not a curated record. The transcript is spliced from 2 exons.